This is a messenger RNA of Notechis scutatus (mainland tiger snake), 2294 nucleotides long. NCBI's taxonomy places the organism in Eukaryota, Metazoa, Chordata, Lepidosauria, Squamata, Elapidae. The record is from RefSeq and is a predicted model, not a curated record.
AUGGGUCCAGAUGGUUCUUUCAGUGUUUAAGGUUGCAGAGCCCUGCUGUAGGAGAACCGCCAGAGACGAGAUCACGACCUGGGCUGGAAGACAAUCCCGCGGUGGAGAAAGAUGAUGGUUGGGAAGAACCAAGACUUCUUGACUUGCAUCCUCCCCUCAAUCCAGACCUAUGAAGAGGGCUGAAGGCACAUUUCCAUCGACGUAGGUUUCCAGUUGCAUCCUGAAACUCCAAUCAAUGGAUGCCGCUCAUCAGCGCCGGCUGCCUUCGGCCGACACAGUCCAGGAGCUCUCUUCCCUCCGCUGAAGGUGCCGCCAACGGGGCCACUCCGGUAGGAAAUUCUCCAUCGUGAUGGGUAAAGCUCUUAGCUUUAUCUUCUGCGCUUCGUUCCUUUUGCUUGGACAACCUAAAUGGACAGGUGCCACUGAAGGGGAUUUCAGCCACAAGGACAGCGUCUCUCUCGGGGCAGGGGGCAAAGAUGCACCGAUGAUCUAUGUGACAACAAUUCUGGAAGACCCCUACGUGAUGGUCAAGGGUCCCGAGUUAGAAGGCUACUGCAUCGACCUGCUGGAGAAGCUGUCGGAAAUGCUUCAUUUCAAGUACAAAGUCAGCAUUGUGAAGGACGGGAAGUAUGGGACUCUCGGUCCCAACGGGAGCUGGACGGGGAUGAUCGGAGAAGUGGUGAGGAAGGAAGCUGACCUGGCCGUGGCCUCCUUGACCAUCACGUCGGUCAGAGAAGACGUGGUGGACUUCACCCAGCCGUUCCUGCACACCGGCAUUGGCAUCCUGCUUCAGAAGGAAGCAGCCCUGGAGGAAACCUCCCUCUUCCACUUCCUGACCCCCUUCACCAAGGAGACCUGGGCCGGCAUCUUCCUGGCUUACCUGCUCUCCAGUUUGUGUCUGUUCCUGGCUGGAAGAAUGAGCCCUUCGGAAUGGAAUGGAAACCAAGAGAAUAACUUCACCUUCCUGAACAGCCUCUGGUUUGGUGCCGGAGCGCUCACCCUGCAAGGCACCAUUCCUCAGCCCAGGUCGCUUUCCGUACGGGUCAUCUCUGCCAUCUGGUGGCUGUUUGGCAUCGUGGUGCUGGCGGCCUACAUCGCCAGCUUCAGCUUCGCUUUGGAGUCGGCCACGGACCACAUCUCCAUCCAGGACUUCGAGGACCUGGUGAAGCAAAGGAAGCUGGAGUUUGGGACCAUGGGAGGCUCCUCCACGCUCCAAUAUUUCAAGAAUUCCAAAAGUCCCGUCCAGCAACUGGUCUACGAAUCCAUGAUGAAGAAGGACUCCGUUCUGACCGCGAACUACCAGGAAGCCAUUCAGCGAGUGCUGGAUUCCAAUUACGCCUUCAUCGGAGAAUCCAUUUCGCAAGAUCUGGCCGUGGCCCGGCACUGCAACUUAAUGCGGUCCCCGGAGGUUCUGGGCCCCCGAGGUUUUGGCAUCGCGACCCCAAAAGGAUCCCCCUGGACCAACAAACUCUCCGUGGCCAUCCUGAAACUUGGUGAAUCCGGAGAGCUGGACUAUCUCCGCAGCAAAUGGUGGGAGAGCAGCUGUUCUCAUGAAGACCACGACAAAUGGAGUCCCCUGAAGCCCCAAACUCUGGGGGGGAUUUUCCUCCUGCUGGCACUGGGUCUCAUCCUGGGAAUGCUGGUGGCCAUGAUCGAACUGUCCAAGCAAAGCCGUCACACGGCCGAACAGGAGAAGAAAUCUUGCUGCUCCGUGUUCACCAAGGAGCUGAGCCAGCGGUUCCACACACGAGAAAACAAGAGGCAGGAAAACGCAGAAAAAUCCAAGGCGUGAAGAAAGAGGGCAGGAAUCCGCGGCCAAAUUUUCAAUGAACUGUUUUUUUCUUCUCCCCUGUAUCCUUCCUUUCCCCCCCUUUCCUCCUAUGCAUUGUGUAAAAGCACACUUAGGGUAUCCCCCACCCCACCGUAAUAAUGUUUUUAUAACACUUAGCAGAGUUUUUUUGGGGGGGCCAAAGUAGAGCACAUCUGGACAAAAAAAACACCUAGCAUAGUUUCUGGAUGCUAGAGCCCUUUCUCUCGUUAGACAACUGGAUUGUCAGCUAACCCCGGUUUGGGCGUCUUUUUAACAUUAUCUAACAUUCCCAUCUCAGUAGCGUUGUGGACUGACUGGUUUUGGCGGGCCUGGCAAGGCUCCCUGCCCCACGUAGAGAGAAGGCAGAGCGGGUCUCCGUACGUAGGAAUCGAGAGAAGGAGGGGGGGGCGCCCAGCGAGAGUCAAAACGGAGCUUUGUGAUCCUGCAAGGGACAAGUUUCUAGUCCUCACGAGCCUCCGAAAAA